AUGACCAAAGGUUGUUAUACCUGCCGACGACGUCGCAUCAUCUGCGACAAUGGCCUGCCCACUUGCCGGAAAUGUCGAGAUGCGGGGAAGGAAUGUCUGGGGUACCAGAAACCGCUUGUUUGGGUCAAGGGUGGUGUGGCUAGUCGAGGAAAGAUGAUGGGACGCAGCUUUGAUGAUGUACAAAAAUCCUCCAACAAGCCAAAGCGCCAGCCACCUACUGAAACACACGAUCUGACCACCGCGAACAACGGGUUCAACAUCUUCUCUGUCGCCGAAUCAUCGUCCGAUACCGAAUCGCACAGCUCUGGAAACCAACCUAGUCCAGAAACUGACAACUGGACAUUUGAGGCAGAGAAUACAGCGAUUGGAGGAGAGCUCAUGCAGUUCGGGUUAAACCCAACCGAGGAACAAGACACCGCACUUGUUCAUGUUCCUCGGAGCGCUUUUCUUCCUCCUGUUGCCGACUAUACUCCAACCCCAUGGGGACUGGUAGAUCCACUUUUGAAAGAUUUUAGCCAAUUGUCAAGAUACUACAUACAUCACUCUGGUGAAGACAAUCAGUAUAUGGUCAACGACUUUGCGCUUUACUCUCAACACAAGAACCCCUUUAGAGAUCUUACUGCGCUAGUCAAUCAUGCUCCUGUUCUCGCUAGCAGUAUCACGGCCCUUGGAGCUCUUCAUUCUUCCCUUGUGUCAGAGUCAGACUCGUCCCUCCUACCAUGGUCAUCCGGCAACCUAGCGAUGGCAGACUCAACCCUGUCCGCAGAGGAAAUUGAAGAUAUUGUCGCCCCAGCAAGUUCUCAGAAACCAACCUCGCAGGCAUAUCAACAUUUCCUGGAGUUCAAGCAGCGCGCCCUUCGCCAAUUGUCUAUAGAUCUCCAAACCCCCGCAAUGCAGAAAGACGGCAGGACUUUAGCUGCCGUCGUAUUGCUCGCGUUUCUGGACCUAAUUGAGUCUGGCAGUGGGGCCUGGAGUUAUCAUAUCGAAGGCGCGAAGAAGCUCCUGAAGAAUCGACCUGAAAAUAGCAUGGGACAAGGAAUUCUUGACGAUCUGGACGGUUUUGCCCUGGAUGGAUUUCUAAUAAUGGAAAUCAUGGGAUCAACGCUAGCACGCCCAGGCGCGCUCUCAAAACCCUUCUACUCCUCAUCCAUGGGUCCAUCGAUUCUCAAACGACUCGAAGAAAACUCCUGGGUCGGAUGUCCUGCCUACCUGCUAGAAGUGAUCUUCUACAUCCACGCCCUUUGGUACCUAGAUCCCGAAGUUACCGACACCAUCCCUCAACCAACAGCGUCCCCAGAAUCAAUCCUACCAAGCCGACCCCUCACACUAGACUCGUUCGCAAGCCUCCUCCAAGGAAUCCGCAACUUCGACCCGAUAGGCUGGAGCCAAGAAAUGCAAAAAGUCUUCUUCAUCCCAAACCUCGCCUACCGCCUCGCGCUCGCAACUUCCUACCAAGACGCCGUGUAUCUGUACACAAGCCGUGUCCUCUCACGACAAAGACCAGGCUUCUCCCCACCAUGGACAGACGUCGGCCUCCCCCUUGACCACAGACUCAUCGCCACAAACCUCAUCACCCAAAUCUGCCUCGUCCCAGCUACAGACCCGCACUUCAAAUGCCUCAUCUGGCCCACCUUCAUCGCCGGCGCGGAGUGCCGCCCUUCGCAACGAGGUCUCAUCCUCGAAAAACUCGGUUCAAUAUAUGAGACUCUGACAAGUGUUAAUGUCCGUAAUGCGGCGUGGGUCCUGCGUCUUAUGUGGCAGAAACAGGAUCUCAAGCGUCGAGAGCGUCAGAAUGCUUCCGAUGCGCAAAAUCUCUCUGGCGACAAUGGCGGCGCUAAGCCUGGUUAUGAUAAUGAUGAUGACCUCGAGUUCGACUGGGUUGAAGAACUGGAUCAUUCGCGCCUCGACUGGCUGUUUAUUUAA
Molecule: messenger RNA, 1923 nt
Organism: Penicillium paradoxum
Lineage: Eukaryota; Fungi; Ascomycota; Eurotiomycetes; Eurotiales; Aspergillaceae
Product: Zn(II)2Cys6 transcription factor
Exons: 3
Coding region: 1-1923 (640 amino acids)
Biological process (GO): regulation of DNA-templated transcription
Molecular function (GO): zinc ion binding; DNA-binding transcription factor activity, RNA polymerase II-specific
Source: RefSeq, a predicted model, not a curated record